AAGUUCACAUCGUCCAGGCACAUUUCGACAUAGCAAGUACGAAGAUGGCAGAGAGAACUGUUGUUGUCGCAGUUGAUGGUAGUGAUCAGGCAGACAAGGCAUUUAAAUGGUAUUGUGAUAAUGUGUAUCGAGCAGGAGACCAUGUUAUUGUUGUAUUUGGAGCAGAAUACAAGGUUUCCUUCAUGCCUGGACAGGUGUCUGAGUCCAGGCUGAAGGAGAUUCAGGACGAAAUGUCCAAAGAGCACCAGAGAGUAGAGGCCUUGACCAAUAAAUACAUCUCUCAGCUCAGAGAAAGAAGUAUCAAAGGGGAGGCAACUCCCAUCACUGGAAAGAAACCAGAAGAAGCCAUCAUUUCCAAAGCUGAAGAGGUCGGAGCUGCAAUGAUCGUCAUGGGAACCCGGGGCCUGGGAACAAUUCGCCGUACCUUGAUGGGCAGUGUCAGCGAUUAUAUUGUACACCAUGCUAGGAUACCUGUGAUCGUGGUCCGGGAUUCAUGAUUAUAUUCCUAGGAUUUACUGAAUUAAACACAUGAUGCCGCAAUAAUUCUUCAAAAGUUUCUUUUCACACUUAGGAGCUUUUAAUUUUCUGUUUCAUCAAUGUCAGUUUUUUUUUUUUUAAUUGUUGUUUGUUAGUGUUCACGUUUUUUUUUUUUUCUUCAGUAGUGCAAUUAACAAGUAAGAGAUUUUGCAAAGGUUGCUUGCUAUUGAAUAGUGCUAGGAGCCAAAAUGAUUUACAAAGUCAUAGUUACUAAUGAAAUUGAUGUGGAAUAUGUAGAAAGAUUAUUAUAGACAUUAUUGAACAGCAAUUUAGAUUGUCUUGGAGACAUUUUUUUUUUAUUUUCUAUAAAUAGUAUUCAAUUUUUUUUAAGAUGUUGAAUGACAUAAUUUCUGCAUAUAUAGUAAUUGACAUUCUAACUGCUGUAGAUACUUAUAUAUGAUACAUACUUAACAAAACCAAAAAAAACUUUUUAAUUUAAAAAAUAUAUACAUUUACAUUCUAAAAACUUUGUUUUCAAAUAGAAUUUAUUACUUUUAUAGGACUAUAUCUCAGACCUCAUACUGUUUUUAUUUUCAUUGAUUGAAAGCUACUUACAAGAAUUAGAGGUGUGGUCUUCAAAUAAAACAGAAAUCUGAGUCAGAUGAAAGCUUUCCUGGUUGUUAGCCGUACUGUUAAUGGAAGAAAAAAUAAGGACAUGCCAGUAGUAUCAAGUGAAAGUAUACCUAGAUUUCUUGAGGUUUUUUUUUUUGAAGACUGCAUUUAUUUAUCACCUUGUUCACAUAUUUAACCGAGAUUUUCAUUGUUUGUCCAAACAAGAGAUAUCAGGAAUUUUUUGAGAAUUUUUUUUUUUUUUUUUUGCUCUCUCUGGUCAUUUUUCACAUUUAUUGAGUGACCUUUGUGUAAAGAUUUUUAUAAACACCCAUCACUUGAGUGGUACCAUUGAGAUCCUUUUAUACUUGUCAAGUUUUCAUACUUGUAUGCCUGUAGAAUAACUUAGAAAUGAGGAUGUAUUUACAACGAUUUUUUUGUCUGAUUUUGACAUAGGACCUCUACUGAAUUACGUAGAAUGAACUUGUACAUCUUAAAGUAAUUUCUGUAGACAAGUAGUAUGUUUAACGGUGAAUAAGAACUCUAGCUGUAUUCUUUACAAUUCUUUACACAGAGAAUCUCAAUCCAGAACACAAUCUUGUGUAUAAAGUAGUAGGUGAUAGUCAAUAAAAUUAUUUCCUAAA
This is a messenger RNA of Saccostrea echinata, 1730 nucleotides long. RefSeq names its product universal stress protein in QAH/OAS sulfhydrylase 3'region-like. Bases 45 to 497 code for a protein of 150 amino acids. NCBI's taxonomy places the organism in Eukaryota, Metazoa, Mollusca, Bivalvia, Ostreida, Ostreidae. The record is from RefSeq and is a predicted model, not a curated record. The transcript has 4 exons.